CUUUUUUCCCUCCCUUUCUAUUUGAUCAUUUCUUUUAAGUAAAAGCCAGAAUUAAAGGGUACUUUUGUGGUAGGUCCCUCUGUUUUGAAUUUCUUGAACUAAUCAAUUUUUCUACUCGCACUUUCUCUCCAUACUGUUUAUGUAAAAUCCUUGUUUGCCUGCACUAAACAUUCUGUUCCUUCUCAUUCAUGGCUUAUUCUUCCAACAUUCUUCACCAACCAUUGAUACCACACACUCAAAGCUUAAAGGUUUUGUCUUCUCCAUAAUCAAGUCUCUUAAUAUUUGUCUCUUAUCCAAUUACAACUCCCCACCCCACUCACCCCCUUCAACUACCUCAAGAAUAGAGCUUUCACAAACCCCUAAUCAAGAUUUUGCUUACUACUCUUCAAGAACAGAGCUUUUCACCACCCAUGUGAUUCUCCAAUCAAUAGAGAGAGAGAGAGAGAGAGGGAGAGAGUCCCCACUAUACUCCACACUUCCUUCUCCUCAAUUUUGAACUGUAUUCACACAAAAAUGCCUUGUCCUUUACAUAUCAUCACUCUUCUUCUAUUCACACUUAUCUCCUCCACAACUACCACCGCUAGGCGGAUCCUCCAUCAACCCUUUUUUCCAGUAGUUGAUUCACCUCCUUCCAUAACUCAACCACCCCUCUCUUCUCCUCAACCUCAGCCUAAAUUCCCAUUUUCUUCACAAUCACCCCCAAACACUCCCUUAACAACACAAAACCCAUUCUUCCCGGUCUUCCCUUCACCACCACCACCACCAUCACAGCCACCACCUUCUGACACUAUUACAACCUUUCCAGCUAACAUAUCCUCCCUCAUUCUCCCACAAUCUUCCUCGCAUCAUUCCACUAAACACAUCUCAAACAAACUCAUUGCUAUCAUUAUCUCACUUUCUUUACUCUCUGCAGCUUUUCUCACUUCAAUAGUCGCCUUUCUCGUGCAUUACAAUCGCCAUGGAAAAGCUAUCGAAGAGAAAAAGAACUACUAUCAACGAACAGAUAGUCUCCGACUUGUCCCUCCUAAUGCCACCCCCUCCGACGGUGGUGCCAUCAAGAAAAGCAAUUCGCCGCCUCCGCAUGCAGAGGCGGCGAUGGAAGAGGAAGUGCCACGUCACACUCCCUCUUCCACUAGCUCGGAAUUCCUUUACCUUGGGAUUCCGAGCUCAAGAGAAGUUCAAUCACAGGAACUCCGGAGACUUGGAUCACCGGAGCUCAUGCCACUCCCGCCAUUGCCCCGUCAGCAUUUUCAUAAGAAUGCUGAAGUGGGGUCCGGUGAAGAUAAUGAAGAAGAGUUUUUUUCUCCUAGAGGGUCUUCAGGUAGUCCAAGUCACACUAUAUCAACUUCCCAUGCAACACCAUAUGAAGUUCCAUUACAAACCAAGAAUACAUUUCCAUACUCAAACUCAAAUUCUCCUUCGGAAUCAUCAUUAAAUAGUCCUUCCAUAGAGUUUAACUUAAGUCCAAGAAGCUUAACAUCCAGAUCACCUGAUUCGUUAGUGAAUUUUCUGGCUCCACCACAGUUUAUACCCGCACAGACGACGUCCAGGGGAUUGGCAUCACCUACGUUAUCUUCUGGUGAUACCCAUAAUUCCCCUUCAAUGGUCUCAGAUUCAUCAGCACGGAUAUCUGAGUCUUCGCUGAUGAAUCUGGGCGGUUUUGGUGGCAUAAAAUUGCCACCGGCACCGCCUCCGGGCCCACCACCGAGGUUUUGGGAAGCGGAAAAUGGUGGACCACCAGUGUUGGUGGCACCAUCUAGGCCUGUUUCAGGUCAUCAUGUUAAUGGCAUUACUAAUGAAGAGAGUAUAAAGCUAAAGCUUAAACCUUUGCAUUGGGAUAAAGUUAGAGCUACCUCAGAUAGAGCAAUGGUUUGGGAUCAAUUGAAGUCUAGCUCUUUUCAGUUGAAUGAGGAAAUGAUAGAGACUUUAUUCACUGCGAAAGAUGGCGUAACACGGCUGGCACAGCCAGUGUUGAAUCAAGAAAACAGGGUGCUUGAUCCUAAGAAGUCUCAAAAUAUUGCAAUUUUGUUGAGGGCACUCAAUGUCACUAUUGAAGAAGUUUGUGAAGCACUUUUAGAGGGGAAUGCUGAUACUCUGGGAAGUGAGUUACUUGAGAGUUUAUUGAAGAUGGCUCCCACUAAAGAAGAAGAGCUGAAGCUGAAAGAGUUUAAAGAUGAAUCACCAUUCAAGUUAGGCCCAGCUGAAAAGUUUCUCAAGGCAGUGCUUUAUAUCCCUUUUGCAUUUAAUAGGGUGGAGGCAAUGCUAUAUAUUGCAAACUUUGAUUCAGAGAUUGAAUAUCUUAAGAGGUCAUUUGAGACACUAGAGACUGCUUGUGAAGAAUUAAGGAAUAGUAGGAUGUUUCUAAAGCUAUUAGAGGCUGUACUCAAAACUGGGAAUCGCAUGAAUGAUGGAACCAACAGAGGAGAUGCCCAUGCAUUCAAGCUCGACACACUUCUUAAGCUUGUAGAUAUUAAAGGUGCUGAUCGGAAGACCACACUACUGCAUUUCGUUGUUCAGGAAAUCAUCAGAGCAGAAGGGUCUCGUCUUUCUGGUGCUGAUCAGAAUCCAAAUGUAGAAAAGAACCAGCAAUCUACUCUACGAGAUGAGGUUGAAUUCAGAAAGAUUGGCCUUCAAGUUGUUUCUCGCCUAAGUGGUGAGCUUACAAAUGUGAAGAAAGCUGCUGCCAUGGACUCUGAUAUUGUUAGCAAUGAAGUUGCAAAACUAGCUUCAGGAAUUGUUAAGAUGACUAAUGUUCUUAAGCUGAAUGAAGAGUUGGCGCCGAGUGAGAGUAGCAGAAAAUUUUCCGAAUCAAUGAAUGGAUUCUUGAAGAAGGCAGAGCAAGAAAUUAUCAACAUCCAAGCUCAAGAGGGUGUUGCCCUCUCAAUGGUGAAGGAUCUCACAGAAUAUUUCCAUGGUGACUCGGCCAAGGAAGAAGCUCGCCCACUUAGGAUAUUCAUGGUAGUAAGGGACUUCCUCUGUAUCCUCGAUCAGGUGUGCAAAGAUGUUGGGAGAAUGACUGAGCGAACCAUAGUCAGCUCAGGUAUGCCAGUCAAUGCAGGUCUUCCCCAAGUUUUUCCUGGAUACAAUGUAAGGCAACAAGAUAGCUCCUCUGAGGAUGAAACAAUCCCAUUGGCAUCAUAACUUCUUGUUAUCAGAUGAAUUCCUUCGUCGUAAUAAGCUGGCUUAUUUCCACUGUAUAGCUUAAAACGAGUUUGGGGGAGCCUAUGGUUUGGUCUUUUUGAUGUCAAGUAGUGGAUAUCAGUCUUGCUUUUCUCACCUGUAUUUAUGCCUUUUCUGUAGUUGCAUUCUAGAGCCAUCUUAUCCUUACAUAUGUACUGGUUUUAUUGAUAAGCCACUAUCUUUAAGGUUGUAAUAUAGGAAGUAAAAGUAUAUCAGGGAAUAUUAUUCUGAUAUUUGAUCACGAGACAAGUUGGAAAUAGUUUGUUAAUAUGUCA
Molecule: messenger RNA, 3455 nt
Organism: Lycium barbarum (goji berry)
Lineage: Eukaryota; Viridiplantae; Streptophyta; Magnoliopsida; Solanales; Solanaceae
Product: formin-like protein 2
Exons: 4
Coding region: 514-3141 (875 amino acids)
Biological process (GO): actin cytoskeleton organization; actin nucleation
Molecular function (GO): actin filament binding
Source: RefSeq, a predicted model, not a curated record